UCAUUGGAUCCUUUUGUGUUUGUAGAUGGCGUUUAUUUACUAACAUCGCAUCAGUGCGAAGUUUCGCAGGAAGUAAACUUUUGCGUUGGAAUAUUUCAUGGACAAUAGUUAUCCUAAACAGUUUGAAGCGUUCGUAAACCGGAACCGUAAACCGGCGAUGGCUAGUUCCAGUUCGAAAGGCAGCCAACCCAAGAGAUUAAAAACUGUUGAGGAGCCAAUAGUGACGGUGCCCACCGGAAAUCCUCUCACAUUUUGCCGAUUGUGCUUUUCGAAUAAUGUAGCCCGGCGGCUCACCGUCAAAGAAACCAUCGAGAAUUGGAUCGAGUACAUCGCCGAAAAUGCCGGAAUCCAGAUGGACAUCGAGGAGGAUCCGUGCUUUGCCGUGUGCUUCGGAUGCACGACCGGGCUGGAGAGCGUCAGUCAGUUCCGCGAUAAAUGCCAAAACCGCGAUAUGGCGCUGAGGAUGUAUCGGGCACAGCUGGCGGCACCGAAGGCACCGCCGCCCUUGUCCUUCAUAAGCGACAAGCAAAUCUUGAUUUCGAAUGUGAUGACGCUGGCGCCGGUGCAACCACAACCGGCAACGGUGAUUCCACCGCCUCCCGUAGUGCCGUCUGAGCUGGUACCGACGGCGACGGCGACCCAAUCAAUCGUACCCUCAGUGCCACCCGUGCCACCGGAAGCGACGAUGAUUACGUGCUACGCUUGCGAUUUGAAAAUACCAAUCGGAUUGCCAUACAUGAAGCACAUGAAGAUGUUUCACAGGGUAAAGGGCAAACUGCUGCAGUGUCCGCAGUGCGACAAGCGCUUCCGAAAGAGCGAACUAUUUCAGCGGCACGUGAUGAAGCACAAACCACACACGCCACUGGGUAAGAAGUGCCGCGUGUGCUAUUCAUACUUCCGAACCACCGAAGAGCUUGACCAGCACCAGAUAUACGCACACGACUUGCAGUUUAAGUGUCGGAUAUGCUACAAAAGAUUCGCUACACAACGGGAAAAAGUGAUCCACAAGGAGGUGCACAAAUCGGAACUGCCAAGGCGGACUUACCGGUGUAAAAUGUGCAGUCUUACUUUCCCCAAUGGGCAUUUGUUGAACAAGCACGUCAACAAGCACGAGCGAUACAUCGUUUGUCCCGCAUGCGAGAAGGCUUGCGCCGGGCUGGAACAGUAUUUGAGCCAUCAAACCAUUGACCAUCAGAACGGCUCGUGCCUGACGGAAUGUGCCCCCUGCCAAGUAAGUUUUCAGAACUAUGCCGAGCUGCGGGUGCAUAUGGUCGCCAAGCACACAGGAUAUGACCCGAACGCGAUCGAGAACGACGAAGAAGUAUCUUCUGACCCGGAUGAAGGCUCGGAACAAGUCGUCGAGAGCGAAGCGCCGGCGGCGAUGGAAACGGUAAGCCUGUCGGACGAAGACCAAGAGGAUCCGGAAGCAAAUGCCAACGACGACGACGACGCCGAUGACGACGAAUUGUUUCCGGCCUACUUGGAAGGUGAGGAAGAGGACGAGCAGGAAGGAGACCAACCGGAAGGCACGGAAGCUAUGGGUGACGCAGUCGAGAAUGAGCUGAUGGAGGAUGAACUGACCCUGGAGGACGCGAUUCCGGACAAUGGGUUCGAUCUGUACGGGACGGCUUUUCCGCGGCAGAUUACGAUCACGCUGGAUGACAGUUCGGGGUAAGAUCUGUAGAGUGACAAUCGGUAAUGCUGGGCAUGGAAUGGAAUAGAAUGAUUAUUGAGUUGAA
This is a messenger RNA of Aedes albopictus (Asian tiger mosquito), 1739 nucleotides long. Its product is annotated as zinc finger protein 764. Gene Ontology annotation, molecular function: zinc ion binding. NCBI's taxonomy places the organism in Eukaryota, Metazoa, Arthropoda, Insecta, Diptera, Culicidae. The coding region runs from base 98 to 1675 and encodes 525 amino acids. The record is from RefSeq and is a predicted model, not a curated record. The transcript is spliced from 2 exons. Gene Ontology annotation, cellular component: nucleus.